Messenger RNA from Dalotia coriaria, 4133 nucleotides. Its product is annotated as pikachurin-like. Lineage: Eukaryota; Metazoa; Arthropoda; Insecta; Coleoptera; Staphylinidae. Gene Ontology annotation, molecular function: calcium ion binding. The transcript is spliced from 7 exons. The record is from RefSeq and is a predicted model, not a curated record. Bases 410 to 2887 code for a protein of 825 amino acids.
CGAGUUUCGAUCGUGCGCCAGCGGGAGUAAGGGAGUAUUGAACCGUAGUAUACUAUUUCACCGCCAUAGUCAAUUACAACCGAGCACACGCGUUGCAAUGUACUCGUAGUGCGCUCGCACGACACCAUCGAAAAAAGGAGCUUCUCUAGCAAGUUUUCCGCGCCCGUUUCGAGUCAAUUACGCACGCCGCCACCGUCCGCGACCAAUUUCGCAGCCGUUUUCAUUCAGCAUAAUUCGCGCCGAGCUCCGCACCUGCAAAGCAUGCAACAGUUGAUGAAGUAAUGAAUAAUAACUAGUGCAAUUAGUGCGGGAUAUGAUGUGUGAUGUGGUGAGUGUCCUAACGGUCCCGGGGGUGGAAUGUGUGUAAACGGUGGGCCUGGCGGGGCCACCAGAAGGAUCACAGCGCGACAUGGGGCAUCGGUGCACGGUUUUGGGGCUGCUUGCCCUGCUGGCGCUCGUCGGCGGCGUCGUCGACACUGAGGAUAAUGCAAAGAGCCAAUUCGAGGCUGCGUUUCAAGGGCGAUGUAAUCAUGGCAGCCCUUGUAUGCAAUUGUGCUACGAUCUGCACGAUGGGAUGUACGAGUGCGACUGCCGUCCCGGCUACACGCUGCACGCCGACGGCUACAGUUGUUACGAAGUAAAUACGACAGGAUCGCCACUAGAAAACGAAAUAGUCAAUAUCGAUAAGGAGUACUACUUAGCCAAUAAUUUGAACAAUGAAGAAGAUAUUUUGUACCAGAAGGAUGCGGAGCUGGACGCCGAAUUCAGCGCCGGAGAGAACUACACGGACAUAUACAAAUUGCAGUUCUAUAAUGCGACGGAGAGCGGCGGCGGCGGCGGUGGAGGAAGCACCACACAAGCGCCGCGCUUAGAACAAAAGCUUACCGAGAUAUCGACGCAGGCGAGAGCCACCGCUCCCAUCGCCACCGAACGACCAUGUCCGCUCGAGUGCGGCGCGGGCGGUGGAUGCGUCCUGCGGGACGCCGAAGAGCCGGUCUGCCUCUGCCCGCUGGGACGCGGCGGACUGCGCUGCGAAAAAGAGGUGGAAAUUCGCUCGCCGCGAUUCACCGGUUCCAGCUGGCUGGCUUUCCCGGCGCUGCGCGGCGCCUACAAGCACGUGCAAGUGACGCUGGAAUUGCGACCGGAAGCCUACGACGGCAUCUUCUUCUUAACUGGGGAGCGUGACGACAUGGCCGGGGAUUUCAUGGCGCUGCUGUUACAUCAAGGCUUCGUCGAAUUCAGAUUCGACUGUGGGUCGGGCGUCGGCGUCGUGCGCUCCGAGGAGACUGUCCUGCUGAACCAGUGGAACCACAUCACGCUGUAUCGCCAUAGAUGGGACGCCUGGGUGCAAUUGAACGGCGGCAAGCACGUGCAGGGCCGGUCCAAAGGCCUCUUCUCGCGCAUCACGUUCCGCGAGCCGUUGUUCAUCGGCGGCGCUGGCAACACUACUGGACUAUCGGAGAAACUGCCCGUUGCCGGUGGGCUGAAAGGAUGUAUUCGACAUCUGGAGGUCAACGAUCAUCUCUACAAGUUUGCGUUGGAGCCGCAGGGGGAGGCCUCUAAGGGUUAUGGUAUAGAGGAAUGCACAGCGGAUCGCUGCAGCCGCGUGCCCUGUCAGCACGGCGGUAAAUGCCUGACCAACGAAGACUCAGCGGUAUGUCUCUGCCCGCUGGGCUUUUCCGGUGACCUCUGUGAGAUCCGCGUCGACCUGCAAGUGCCGUCCUUCAAUGGUUCCAGCCACUUGCGUUACCGCGGGCUGGGUGACGACGCCCUGACCUGGCUGGACCUCGAAGUAACACUCAAACCAAACGCCGAAGACGGACUGCUACUCUACAACGGGCAUCGCACUGACGGUAUGGGUGACUUCAUGGCACUCUACCUCAACGAAGGAUUCGUCGAGUUCGCCUACGACCUAGGCACGGGCGCUGGCAUCGCGCGCACUCAGCACAAGAUCUCCCUUGGGGAAUGGCAUCAGAUAAGAGUGUCACGCACGGGUCGACUGGCGAUAUUAGAGGUCGAUAGUCAACUGCCCGCGGAGGUGAUGUCCCCGGGCGCGUUCACACAACUCUCACUGCCGCAGAAUCUCUAUCUAGGUGGUGCGCCAAACUUUGGGGCCGUUUCGCCCGAGGUGCGAAUUCGAAGAGCUUUUGUUGGUUGCGUGCAAAAGGUCACCAUCAACGGUAGGCAGAUACCGAUUCUGGCGGAGGCGCUAGGUGGCGCUAAUGUUGACAACUGCCCACAUCCAUGUGUUGCACGUCCCUGCGGCGAAGAUGGCGAAUGUAUUCCUGAGUUGGACUACUUUACGUGCAAAUGUCGGCCUGGGUAUAGGGAUCAGCUGUGUAGCCGCGGCCCGCCUUCGUUUACCGGCGUCGACAGCUACUUGCAUUUUAACGAUGCUUCGACGCUUGCCACGCUCGUCUCGGACCCGUUGGACAUUAACGUCCGCUUUAAGGUGUCCACAUCCGACGGGCUGCUGCUGUGGAUGGAUUCCGGCUCCGGCGAUUUUCUCUCGUUGGGGUUGGAGCACGGGGCGUUGGUGCUGCGUUAUACCGUACGGGCGGAGGAAAUUGUGGUCGUUCACAACAUUACUACCGUCCACGAUAAUCUCUGGCAUCGAGUCCGUGCAGUCAGAAACGGAGGCUCUGGAAUUUUAGAAGUAGACAACGGCCCGACAUUAACUCGCCAGAGUGUAGACUUACCACACCCGCGGGCGACGCAAGAAGGCCUCUUCGUCGGCGGCAUCCCUGACGUGACGCUGAGCACAGGUGGGCGGUACACCCACGGCGUACGCGGCUGCGUUGCCGAUUUGGUGCUCAACACGGAUUAUCACCUGCAACUCGUAGGUCACACGGCUGCCAGCCGCAAUGUCGGCGAAUGCGAGCUGUAAACGCUGCAUUUUUAAUCCGACCACAUCAAAAAACCUAACAAAAAAAAACAAAAAUGCAUUAUCAUUCUUUUCGGUUCACUAAAUUAAAAGACAAAAAACAGCAAAGCAGCCAUGCAUCGGACGAUCUCUAAGUGUAAAAUGCAUGAAAAUAAGAAAAGAAAUGAAGAAAAACCAAACGAUUUAACUAAAUAAGGCUGACUACACUUCGGGAGCUAUUAACACUAACGCGAAGUUUAUCAAAAGUAACCUAAGGAGUAACAUUAAAGUAAGACAAGAUCACGACAGUUGGAGUUUGAGCGUGGAGCAAACAAUUUCAAGGAUGGAAGACCGAAUAUCGAUCGAUACGAGAAUGAAAGGAGCGACGAAAGCAGAAGCAGGAGCCCACUACGUAUAAAUGAAAACUAAACAAAACUAAAACAAGUAAUAGAGUUAAAUAAAUAUUGUGUGUAUAGCCCGUUCAAUUCGGGUGUCUAAUAAGGAUUUGUGUUAGGAGAUAUUUGUAGAUAGGUUGUCUACUUCUUUGAAAGGGCACUCUGAAAAGCACAUACCGAAGACCGCGAGCAGUGGCCACUCCGCCACCGCAUUAUGUUUUUUCUACUUACAUUACGUUUAUAUCUUUUGUAUAACUUGUACUGCAGUUCAUCAGAACACACUCUAUACAUAUAGAAACCAAAAAAAAAAACAAAGUAAAAACAAAAACACGCAACGUGACGCGAUGGAAUCAGGAUAACGCAAUCCUUAGCACAAAUGUACCUUACCCACUUUCAUCAUAUCAUUAUAGUUAUUAGUGAAACUUGCGCAAACGAAAAACUAUUCUUUGUCUAUUACGAACACGAAAAAUCAAAAAAGAUAUCAAUGCGACACAACGACACAAUUAUUGCUACGAGAAGUGCACACAUACACCUACACACACACACAAAAAGACACCACAAGUCAAUUGUUGCACCACGUUUGUGAGGAAUUUAUAUUAUGUAUAACUUAUGGCGGACGUACUUGUGGCAUCCUGAUUCUAUACAACUACCAGAAGCAAAAAGUCCAAGUCGGAGCGAAACGUGAAGCAAAUCUUACAGCAAACUGCAUGGAGACAUCUCAACCGUUUACAAUUAUUAUUGCAAUAAGAAUAUGAGUAGGUUCUAUUCGGUCCAGUGUAAAAUUCAUAUUGUUAUAUAAUACGUAUGUAUAUGAAUACCUAAUUUGUACAGGUAGUCUAAUUUGUGUGUUAAAUAACAAAUCGCUUUUGACUUAA